Daldinia loculata is the source of this 773-nucleotide messenger RNA. RefSeq lists its product as uncharacterized. NCBI's taxonomy places the organism in Eukaryota, Fungi, Ascomycota, Sordariomycetes, Xylariales, Hypoxylaceae. The record is from RefSeq and is a predicted model, not a curated record. The coding region runs from base 32 to 646 and encodes 204 amino acids. The transcript has 4 exons.
CUGGACGUCUUACCGAUGUCCGGCUGUGAAGAUGAAUUUGGGUUCUUCUUCACCAAGGUCAGCCUCCGAGGUUGGUUUAGAACAUUUAACAAGGUCCUUUGGACAAUAUCAGAUAUUGGAUCCAAGAGUCGCAAGGGCUACCGACGAAAAAAGCACCGCUCACAAUACACUUCAACAUAUUUUCCUGCAGGGUUGGAGUUUUUUCCCGUUUGCUAUCUUUGUCUCUGGUGCUGAAAUAACACUUCGGUACAAUGACAUCCGGGGUGUUAACACCGUAAACUCGGCCAGUCAGCUCGUACCUUUAGUCCUUGCCCUUGGCUUGUUGGUGCACGUCAUUGGAAAUACGUUAAUGAGACUAGCCUAUGGGUUCCGACAUGCUUUCGACGAGGAUGUAUCAGGCAGGCUGGAUAGUGACAACGAUGGUAAUCAUAGUUCAACACGAAGCGACCUCAGACGCGAGCUGCGGGAAGAGCGGGGGUGGCUGGGCGUUAUUGGCCGCUCUCUUUUCCGACUUUAUUGUGCAUUUACUGUAGGAUACAAUCAGGAAGAAGUGAAGCCGAGGCAUCCAAAUUCCGCUACGAGUUGCCCAAAGAGGAGUCAUCGUACAGAAGUAGACAUCGAGUUGGAAGGUGGUCCGCGACCUUAAAUCGGACCGCGAUUAUUGGCCCCCAAUAUCUCAGAUGAAUACGAUCGAGUGGAGCGAAGGAGUAUUACGAAUACUAAUUACAUCGGAUCAGACGCAAGGGUAUGAUAGAUCACCUUAACAAUACAAG